CCAGCAGCUACUACUUACUCUACAAUCAACAAUUUCCUUAACCUUUUUCCCCUUUCGCCCACUUAACCAAUAAACCUUCGGACUUACAAGUCUUGGUGUCUGUUAUAUUCUUUUCGUGGGCUGUGCGACACGGGAUUCUUGCAGGGAAUUAUUUUUCUUUGCGACUUCGGAAAGGAAAUUCAGAUUGAGGUUUGAUUUUCUCGUCGCUACCGAACCUUUGAUUUUCCUGCUAUCGCUACCGCUAUCGCUACUGGCACCGGGAUUGAGCAAUCGAGCAAUUGGGCGAUUGGGUUAAACGAAUUCGCUAUGGCUGCCUCUGCUGUUUCUGAUUCGGCGGCGGGGUUGAAGAAGGAAAAGAGGGAGAAGGUCAAGAAGGAGAAGAAGGAGAGGCGAGAGGAGAAGGAGGAGAAGGAGAAGGAGGAGAAGGAAAAGAAGGGAAAGAAAGACAAGAAGGAAAAGAAAGAGAAGAAAGAGAAGCACAACAGCAGCACCGUUAGCGACAAGGACGCGGACAAGAAGCAGUCGAAGAAGCGGCGCCUGGAAGAAGCUGACGAGGAUGAGGCAGAGGACGCCAAAAACACCGCCAGGGAGGAGGAGCGGAAGCAGAAGAAAAAGAAGAAGAGGGUCUCUUUCUCGGCGGAUGUGAAGUUGGAGGAUGGCAGUGGGGAUUUGGAGGCGGAGGCGGAGGCGGAUGCGAUGGAGGUGGAGGGACAACAAUCGGAGCAGGAGCAGCAGCAGCAACAAACCGAAGAGAAUGGAUCUGCGGAGGAAAUUAACUAUGAAGGCGAUGGAGAGGACAAGAAGAAAAAGAAGAAGGAGAAGAAGAAAAAUAGGAAUAAGGAUAAAGCCUCGGCCUCGGCCACGGACGGCGGCGCACCCACGAUUCACGAGACGCUCAUCCUCUCCUACCUCAGUCUAUACCACAACCACCGGCAGGCUUGGAAGUUCCAGAAGAACCGCGAGACGCAUCUGUUUAAGCAUAUUUUGUCUCUGGAGCAGGUCCCCGCCCAGUACAAUGCUGCGCUGCUGGCGUACCUCCAAGGGUUGAAGAGCGAGGGGGCGAAGCUCCGGUUGAAGGAGAUCGCCGAGGAGGUCAUCAAGGCGGAUGUGGAGGUGGAGGACAAGGAGGAAGACGAGACGAAGAAGAAGCAAGCUGAGGAGGACAAGACGGAUGGCGCUGAGGAGAGCAAUGAUACGGCUCCCGAGCCCAGCUACAAGAAGGCUGUGGCCUCGUUUCGGACACUUCUAUCGGGGGGCAAAGAGAAUCUUGAUAAUCAGCAAGACACCGAGGGGCUCGAUGCGACGCAACUACAGAGGCUACAGAAGAGACAUCGUGCGGAACUCAUCUUCUGGGCUGUCACUGGUGGCUUGUUCGAGAAACCCAAGGCUCCCCCGCGCAUGGCAAAGAAGAACCAGACACCAGGCAAAAAGAAGAAGAAGAACAGGACCGCAAUCAUCGAGAUCUCCAGCAGCAGCGAGAGCGACAGCUCCAGUGACAGCGACAGCGAUGCUGAGUAGAAGAAGAAAACCAAGAGUCCAGCCAAGAAAGAUUCAUCUUCGGAUGAGAGCAGCAGCAGCGACAGCGAUAGCGACUAAUCACUAAAAGCGCAUGUUUCUGACUGUGGAGUGGGCCUACUGGUCUCUGUACUUCGCGCUUUCAUGUGAUUGAUGAUCCCAUUUCACUCAUACUUCAUGGCUAUCCACCUCCACAUGACUUUGAGCAUAAAAGUUCGUGAUACCUGGUUCGAGCAUACAGGAGCGGCUGUCACUCGAAUCCGAGAUUAUUGCCGCUUUGAUUUCUUCAUAGUGCAUUGUUAGACAUAUAGACCUCUGUAUAUACCUAAAACCCAUCACUUG
Molecule: messenger RNA, 1857 nt
Organism: Aspergillus saccharolyticus JOP 1030-1
Lineage: Eukaryota; Fungi; Ascomycota; Eurotiomycetes; Eurotiales; Aspergillaceae
Product: WKF domain-containing protein
Exons: 1
Coding region: 307-1518 (403 amino acids)
Source: RefSeq, a predicted model, not a curated record